GAAGUUUUAAUAUAACGGUAUGGCUUUAAAUAAAGAAAAAGUGAAUGUUGUCAAUAAUACUUCAAACUCCGCUGAAAGGGACGUUUCGAUGGAUUCCAUCGAACUAGUGAGGAGAUGUUCAAAAGAGAAUACAGCUGAGACGUCUUGGGACCCAAGUUGUUAUGUUUCAACUAUAGACAGGAGUAAAGAUGAAGGCGAUAUAACCCCGCUGUUCGUGACUAUUAUGGUCACUGAACCGUCCAGCCCAUCGCAAAGCAUCGAGAACACUUCCACGCAGACGGACCCCUGUGAACUUGCUAUCAACUGCGGAGUUUCUGACGUGAGCCUCUCGUUCUCAAAAGAUUUCAACACACAAGGCUCCACCUCUACCUCUGAGGAUAAUUUACGAACAAAACGAGUAAGACGCGAUUCUCAUGAUGAAGACAAAAUAUUUAGACCCUGAAACGAACAAAAAACGCAAGCUUUAUGAGAUCUCCCAGUUUAAUCAACGAGGAUAAAACACUCCGGCCCGCUGUGUCUUCGAGUCAAUUAUCUUCGACAUCAGAUGCCUCGUUCAAAUCAUUGAGCAGUAGUCAUACCUACAAAGUUAGGAAAAGAAAGCCAAUGUCAGAAUCUAAUUUGUUCAAAGACGCACUCCAUAAGUCGAGGAAGAAUAGAAGUUUUAACAAAUCCGGGAACAACACCCCAGGAGGGUCGCCGAGGAGAGAGAGGAGUCACCGUAAAAACGCACCUAAGACUUGGAAGUUUGUUGAUCUUUGCACAUGGAUUGGCAUGAAGAGUUACGAGUCCAUAACGGGCAUGCUCCGGGACCCGGCGCGGAAGCACGGAUCAGAGCGAGAAGGACGGGAAGACACCGGCCUGCGAGAGGAAGUGAGAGAGCUGCGCCAGUAUCUGAAAGAGGUCGAGGGCCGGCAAGCGCGGCUGGCAUGGGAGAAUGACGCACUGCGGGAACAGUUGGAUAAGAUGAACUCCAAGAUUGAACUGAUGGAGGAGAAAUUCAGGUUACAGCAACAGACCCAAUCUCGUGCAUCUUGUGUACCUCCCCCUCCGCCGCCGCCGCCACCUCCGCCACCGCCGCCACCUCCCCCGCUGCCACCAUCGUCAGCGCCUAAACUUGGGCGUUCCAACACGAUACCUAGAUGUGGUUCCGCCCCGCCCAGGACGUCUGGUCCCAGGCUUACGAUAACACCAGAAGACAUAGCUAAUGUCAAAUUAAGGAAGGCGAAGGAUCACCCGGUGCGCUCCAAACCCCAACCACAGCAGCCGCUGGUGACGCAACACAUGCUCCAGACGACUCGCGCGAAGCUCGGCCGCUCAAAACCACCCGCGGCAUCUACCCCCAACAAAAUACUCAAUGACCUAGAGAAAUGCCUCCUCCAAGACACGUGGGUUUCAUCGCUCCACCGGCGUCGCACAACGCGGGCGUCAUUUCGCAGCGCAGAGGAACUACGCCCGCGCCCCUACCCCACCGCUCGAACGUACGCACCGCGCUCCCCUCGCUCGCCUCGCGCGCCGAGGUCGCCACGCGCAAGCUCGCUACCUCGAGGAGCUUUAUCGCCCCUUAAGUAUCACUUAACUUUACCAAAAUAGCUGAAAUUAUUGAGAAUAAAUGACAACUGUGAUAGCUGCCAAGCAAGGAGUCAUGUUGGAUCAUGAUACCUCUACUUUUCUCUUGCUACCUUGAAACAUGGUAUUUCAAAAUUAGCGGAAUGCAGUAUUUAGACAUCAAUAUACAUAUAUGUUCAAUGAGUAGGUACUAUCGUCUACAGGUACCUGAGUUAGGGGGUUCACUACUGCGUUUGGCAGAAACACGUUACGCAGAAUAUGCUUUAGCUAAAAUAGUUUCGCAGAUUUUUAUAAUACCGAAUCGUAUGUUGUCGUAAUAUUGAUGAGUAUAAUAGACUUCAAGUCAAAUAGUUACUUCCGCAAAUAAUAUUUGUGCAUAAUAUUUAGGUAGCAUAAACUUGCAAUUUGCUUUUUCAUAGCGAGUCGAAUGUGUUAGGGAUGCAAAAUACCUAACACUCCUCCUCGCUUCGCUCGUCGUCGUACCUAACGGUGGCUAUGGGACAGUAUUUCCUUUUUGAUGGCGUGUCA
This is a messenger RNA of Leguminivora glycinivorella, 2094 nucleotides long. RefSeq names its product mitochondrial fission regulator 1-like. Bases 466 to 1590 code for a protein of 374 amino acids. The record is from RefSeq and is a predicted model, not a curated record. The transcript has 6 exons. NCBI's taxonomy places the organism in Eukaryota, Metazoa, Arthropoda, Insecta, Lepidoptera, Tortricidae.